UUCGAAGGGUUCAGUUUGAGUUUUUUAAAAAAUUGGUAUGUCACCGUGUGAUUUAAAGUUCAAAAUGAUUGUGCCGUCCAGUGCUGGAGUGCUAAUUGUCGCUUCGGGGAUUUGUUUGUACUUAAUUAAUAAUUUUCGCAAAAAAAAAUCGGAAGAAAGCGGAAAGAAGCAAAUUGACGACAGCAGAUGCGAUUGCUGUCUGAAGCCGUUCAUUAUCGGCAAAGGUGUUGAGUGCUGGGACUGCAAGGCUAGGGUCUGCAAGAAGAGCUGCAGCCACUGGGACCUCGCGGACAACAAUUGGCACUGUCUUUUCUGCAACCACCGAAGAUCGUGGUGCAAAAGAAACGACAAGUGGUUUGAAACAUUCGGAGGCGUGGAACCAAAUGCUUUUGCGAUUAAAAAAAUUUUUAACACCACGGAGACUAUUAAUCUAGAAGACGAGCAUGUUGCUUUCAAUUCGGAUGCCGAGCUGGCAGCUGGUGGUUACGAAACGACGAACUCGAUGGAAAAUGUUCGGAAAAUAAUUGAAAAAAUAGUGGAAAGUCUUGUUGGAAAUGUUGACAAUACUCCUAUCGAUCGAAUAUAUAAUCACGCUGCUUAUAAUAAAUUUAUCGAUGAGUAUGGUGUAUUAUUCUCACGGAUUAUCAAGCAUUUGGAAUUUUCUUUGCGAAAUUCGAACAAACCAGCUGCAGAUAGACCCAGUAUGGCGCACACGGCUCUGCGAGAGCUUGUCGAACGUGCGGUCGACGAGGCCCGCAAACUACCGGGACUUGGAGAUACAGUAUCUACGAGAACUCAGCAAAGCACCAGUACUACUGUCGCCGAGCAAGAUUACGAGGAUCUACUUGCUGCUGCCAUAUUAAAUAAAGUAAUUGAAAAGUACCAAAAAGAUGCAGAUGGGAAUGUUGAUAAUUCGACAAGAAAAUUUUUAAAGAAUAAAAAUAAAAUGAUGUUAGACAAAGAAUUAGAAGACGAACUUGCAAAUUCUCCAGAAAACAAACUCAGAAGAAGGAUUUGUUCUGACCCAUUAUCACUUACGAUUGAAGAACAAAUUGAAGAGAUAACAACUACCUAUGCAUCCGACGAAGAGCCUGAGUGCAUCAAGAAUAGCGUUCUUAACUUUAGCAACGCUAAACGUGUCCCGUUUCCGGAAUUUGGAAUGGAUAUUGUCGACCCAUCUCAAGACUCGUCAGAAGAAGAAGACGAUAAUGAAGAUGAGAUAGACGCAGCACACGUGGAUCAUAUUACCCCAGUAGAGUCGUGGGAAGAAAAUUGGCUGUUCCAAAAGAAGAAAAUCGCGAUAAAGUCAGAACCCGUGGCCAUGUUAGUGCCAAACCCGAGCGCUGAAUACAGAGCUUUAAUAGGCGACAAAGACGCCGAGGAUACGUCAGACUUGUCCGAAUUUUCCGCGCAAUCCGACGACGAAAUCGACGAGGAUUUGAUCCAGGUCAUUAAUCACGUGAGACCUGAAGAAUCCAGUGAUACCAAAGACUCAAAGGAGGAAACUCUCGCGACUGUUACUGCUCACUCGGACGGCCAAGAUGGCCACCCGCCUGCAAGCGACAAAAUGGAGCCUGCUUAUAACGCUCUCAAGGAAACUAUUGCGAGCAAUGACAAGGAUAAUGAAAAUUUAUUUGGAGAUGAAGUUAUUGAGGAAUGUGUAAUUACAAAUGGCCAUUUGGAGGAAGAUAUUGAGGAAAAUUACGGAGUAAAAAAUUGUUUAGAUGAAUUAGUAGCACAAGUGCCAAAAACGCCGACUUCUACACCGGCUAGAAAUUCGCUUUGUGAAUAUGAAGUCACGGAGAUAAAUAGAAAUUUUUGUGAUUUUGAUAAAUUAAACGCUAAACUUGAGUCUAUUGAUAUUGAUGAUGAUGAUGAUGAUUAUGAUUCGUUAAUUAUUGAACAUAAUAAUGAAGAUAAUAAUUCGGUGGAAAAUGAAAUUGAAAUUUUAGAAAUUGAAGAAAAUACUGAAGGAAAAUGUCGCGAAGCAGCGGCCAAAAGCGAGUCCAAGGUAUCAGAAACGAAAUCAUUGGAGCGGAGCGAAGAAGUUCAAGAAACUGACCUUGAGCUGUCGGCUCCACCGCGACCAGGCACGAUCGCGGAGCGUGAGCACAAGAAGUGGGAAAACGCGGCGCCUAUUGAAAAUAAUCCUUACAGUCCUGAGAAUAUUAACAAGCGGCUCUUGGAGCGCCAGUAUGCCACUAGAUCAUCUGACGUCACUGGAAAUUCUAAUGUAUUACCAACUAGUCAAAGUCCUCCACUACAAAUUCUUUUUGGUAAUAAUCGACCUGAUAUUAAAAGAUUUGGCCGCGAUUAUUAUAUAAACGAAUCAAAAUCUCUGCGAGGUGAUAAAUUCCACCGUCCAGGAACAUCAAAUUCCAGCCGACCAAGCAGCUCACUGUCUCAUCAUUCGAGUUCAAUCGGGAGCGAUUUCGAACAGCAGGAAGUCUUCGAGCCGAUCGAAGCGACGUCCAAGCUGAUAGCUUCCCAAAAUAAUUUAGACCGCGAGCGCAAGAACAGCAAGAAUGAAAUAAACGCGAAAUUGAAUAAUCAGAGCACGAAUAAUCCCGAUUGUAAAAAUUCUUUUGAUGAAGACAACAAGCGCAAGAUCAGGCGGAUUGACUUGAGGGCUUACGGGUUUGAGAACGAGUUCCACGUGAACAAGGAUAACAAUAACAAGGACCUGGAAAAUCGGCGGGUUCCUAACAAACUUGACCUCAGGUCUUUUGGGUACGACUCUGGGCUGAGAAGGACGCAGAGCAACAAUAAUUUGGACAGCAAAGUUAAUAGCAGUUUUGUCAAUCUUAAGACCAACGGCGAUGAUAAUAAUAAUAAUAAUAAUAAUAAUAAUAAUAAUAAUAAUGAAGAGUUGAAGAAAAGCAACUUGAUUGAAGGCUACUGGAAUAAAAGCACAGAAGUCUUGAAUAAAGAAAAACUGAUAGUCUUUGAGAAGUUCAACCGCAUGUCCCCCGCGAAAUCGGUCCCGAAUAUUGCAAAGACGGAGAAUUACUACGCGAUUGCGUCUUCUUCGGCGAGCGACGAGGACGAGAAGCACUUUGUCGAGCGGCUGACGAGGGACAAUGAUGAAAUUAAGAGGUAUGAUAGUUCGAUAAAGGAUCAUCACCGGAUCAUCAAACUGAUUGAUAGAGACGCUGAAAAUUCGGGCGACUUUAAUAGCUAUGAAACGGACUCGCAGAGUUCUAAGACUGAGUCCUCGGAAGAGCUGCCCAGGAGGUUUUCCACGAUCAAGGAUAUUAAAUAUUCCCUCGAUUCGCUUGAUGGAGGUGAUAAGUUUGUGGAUAAAGAACUUCCCAUGCCUUCGGUUAAGAAGUUAGCACAGGCUUUUAAUCAUACACCUGAAAAUACUAAGACCCCAAGAAUAAUAAAAAACGUGGUAAAAGACAGACCGACGACUCCAGAAAUCCAAAUAGUAAAAACGCCAAGGCAGAUGCACAGUCUGACAGCGAGGUCGCUGUCCAAAGAAUUCCGCGAAGGUCUUAGACAAAUUUCAGUGAAACCGCAAGUACAGAGUUUGAUUAUAGAAGCUACAGAAAAAAACUCAACGAAUUUAGACAAGUCUAUUGACAUUGACGUUAUUGCGCCGGGGAAAAUAAAAAAUGAGCUCGAGUUUUGGGAGCAGCUUCAGAAGCGAAAUUAAUUUUGUAAAAU
This is a messenger RNA of Cotesia glomerata, 3669 nucleotides long. Its product is annotated as putative mediator of RNA polymerase II transcription subunit 26. NCBI's taxonomy places the organism in Eukaryota, Metazoa, Arthropoda, Insecta, Hymenoptera, Braconidae. The transcript has 16 exons. The record is from RefSeq and is a predicted model, not a curated record. The coding region runs from base 38 to 3658 and encodes 1206 amino acids.